AUGUCCUCGAUAUCUUCAGGCGCAGCUGGCACGAAUUACAAUGGCUACAUGACGAGUCGACCAAUUGUCCUAGGACUUGCUAAGGUGUUGUUUCUUUCGCUGUGCCAGGUUUCAAAGGUGUCGGCGGCACCUUUGUUGGCAUUUGUUGGAGCUGCGAAAAGAGGGGAAGACGCGCCCAAAGACGCGGAGGACCCAGACCUAUGGCUGUAUCUCUUGGUCGCCUCGAUAUUGGUCCUGCUAGGUGGUGUUUUUGCAGGAUUGACAAUCGCGUUAAUGGGACAAGAUGGCGUCUAUCUUCAAGUCAUCGCAACUUCCGGUGAGGGCAAAGAGCAGAGACACGCCCAAAGCGUGUAUAAGUUAUUGAAGAAGGGAAAACAUUGGGUUCUUGUCACACUCCUACUCAGCAAUGUCAUCGUUAACGAAACUCUCCCAAUCGUCCUGGAUCGAUCGCUUGGAGGAGGUUGGCCUGCUGUCCUCGGCAGUACUGUUCUGAUUGUUAUUUUCGGAGAGGUCAUCCCUCAAUCUGUCUGCGUUCGAUACGGCCUGUCAAUUGGUGCUUACAUGGCACCCUUCGUCCUCCGCCUUAUGUGGCUGCUCGCACCUAUUGCUUGGCCAACAGCGAAGCUCCUCGAUAAAUUAUUGGGCGAAGAUCAUGGAGCAGUGUACAAGAAGUCCGGGUUGAAGACACUAGUUACCUUACAUAAAACACUGGGGACGAGUCCUACGGAUCGACUUAAUCAAGAUGAGGUUACGAUUAUCAGUGCCGUGCUGGAUCUCAAGGACAAGGCAGUCGGCGACAUUAUGACUCCGAUGGAAGAUGUCUUUACAAUGUCUGCAGAUACUAUCCUCGACGAGCCAACGAUGAAUGUCAUUCUUAGUGCAGGUUACUCUCGAAUCCCCAUCUACGAACCAGGAAACCCACUGAACUUCGUUGGGAUGCUAUUGGUCAAGAUUCUCAUCACUUACGAUCCAGAGGAUUGCAAGAAAGUCAGCGAAUUUGCCUUGGCUACACUUCCAGAAACACGACCGGAAACUAGCUGUCUGGAUAUUGUGAAUUUCUUCCAGGAGGGGAAAUCGCACAUGGUCUUGGUUUCCGAGUACCCCGGCGAAGAUCACGGUGCUAAAGGCGUGGUGACCCUCGAAGAUGUUAUUGAGGAGCUCAUUGGCGAGGAAAUCAUUGACGAAUCUGAUGUGUAUAUUGACGUUCAUAAAGCUAUCAGAAGGAUGGCACCUGCUCCGAAGGCGCGCGUCCACAAAGGUCAAAUCGUAGAAAAUACCGAUAACGCAAUUCGCAGUGCGUCACCAGAACGCCUUAUCGAUUUGGGUGAGGAUCUUCCGAAGGGUGCUGGAGUCUCAGCAACGACCCAUGUCAGCGGAAACGGUCGGAGCAACGGUUCAUCUAUACUUGGAACAAGUCCCAAGACUACCUUCAUCAAGCGGAGCUUGAGUGGUGCUGAUGGUGAUAUUAUCCAAAUCAGAGGUAAUGUUAAUGACAUGCGAGAACAUCUCAAACACCUUGGGCCGUCAAACCUCGCCAGUCGUCCCAAGACUACCCGAUAUAACACGGUUAAGAUCAAGCCUGGUCACCUCGCGAGCGGGAGCGAUUCUAGAACGGACUCUGCAACUCACCGCGAUUCUGUCAUUGAAGAAGAACCAUACCGUGAUCUUCCUGCACCAUCAGGAGGCGAAGGGGAAGGCCUUUUGACUUCUGCAGGAAAAGAGGCUUCGGAUGGUGUUCAAGCCUUGCGACAAGGGUAUGGAUCCAUAAACCUCACAUCCGGUAUACAAAACAAGUUUUCUGAAUCUGGGAGAGCCAAAGUCGGUGAUGCUACGCGAGAGAAGGUCAAGUCUUCGAGGAGUAAUUCUAACUCACAACCACGCCCAGAGACUGGCAGGGUCGAAAGACACCACAGUGGUCGAAGUAACGAUACUCAAGAAUCCUCUGACUCGCGUACCAGUAGCCCUGUAGGCGCGAUAAGACGCAUAGCCCGAAGUGGUAGUAUCACGGAGAAUGUAAUUGAGGCAGGGGGUGUCCGAAAAGUGGUGUUGGAAACAAACAGCUCAUCUGGAGAAGAUAAAGAUGAGCGAUCUUCAAGAGUUGCUGGUCAAAGGGAUAGUAAUUCGCCGAAGUCUUCAACGAAUGGUACUGACGGACAUCCUGACUUCCAUGAUGAAGAUGAUUCCAUUUCACCCAAGGGAGAGAUAGUAAAGAAGAAACGAAGGCGCACACGUAAGAAAAAGGGAGGAAAAGGUGGGGAAGACGGGGCGGUGGCUGGAAGCUCCACCCAAGGGGGGAAAUGA
Amorphotheca resinae ATCC 22711 is the source of this 2301-nucleotide messenger RNA. RefSeq lists its product as hypothetical. Gene Ontology annotation, biological process: magnesium ion homeostasis. Bases 1 to 2301 code for a protein of 766 amino acids. The transcript is spliced from 4 exons. The record is from RefSeq and is a predicted model, not a curated record. Lineage: Eukaryota; Fungi; Ascomycota; Leotiomycetes; Helotiales; Amorphothecaceae. Gene Ontology annotation, cellular component: intracellular membrane-bounded organelle.